Paramuricea clavata is the source of this 1736-nucleotide messenger RNA. NCBI's taxonomy places the organism in Eukaryota, Metazoa, Cnidaria, Anthozoa, Malacalcyonacea, Plexauridae. The record is from the annotation of a GenBank genome assembly.
AUGGAGAAAGCUAACAACGAAAUAAGUCAGUUCCAAAAGAAGAGGAGAAUGCGAAAUUGCCGCAAGAAACGGAGGAGACAAGAGCGAGCGUUAGCCAACCGCAUGGUUAAUGAAGAGGUUUUAGCGCAGAAAGUAAAUGCAGCCGUGAAGGAGCAGAAAGCACUCGCUGAGAAAUAUUUACCAAGUGGAAAAACAUUUCUAAAGAAGCAAACGAACUUCGACGUAAAAUACCGGCACAAAGUCGCAAGAGAAAGGUAUGAUUUUGCUUCAAGAAUAGUUGGAAUGUGAUAUAUUUUGGAUACAGUAAUAUAUUUAUUAUAGACCUAGCCCUAAGCCCAGGACACCCCCACUCUAAUACUGCACCCCCUGUAUACUUCACAUACAGGUAUACUGCUGUAAAUAGAUUUAUUAAAUAUCAUUGAAGUUCAUGCUAGUUAAAUCAAUAAGUUCUCUUCUCUAUUGUACAAUUAAGCAUCCUCUCCAAUAAAUUCCCACUCAAAUGUGCCAAGGGAGGGGGGGGGGGAUGGUUAUUACAUGAUUUGUGGUGCUGUGUAACCCAUCAAAUCAUGUGGCGACACCUAGACUACAGUACAUAAAGUAAAGGUAAAGCUAAAAAUAUUUUACAACAUUUAUUAUUGAAAAUAUCAAGUGUCGGAUAUUAAAUAUUGACUGAGACCAGUGAUUCUGAAAGGAAACAGUAUGUUUUGCUGACUGAGGCAUACAGUGUUUGACAAAACAUGCUGUUUCCUGCCAAACAACAACAACAACAUCAGUCAAUAAUAUUUCAUUAUACUUGCCAAGUGUAAAAAUUGUCCAAAUCAUUGAAACAAACUAUAUACAUGCCCUCAUGGUUUUUGCCAGGAUUAGCAACAUUCAUGCAAUUUUGGCAAAAUGUCAAACAUCACUAGUACUGUUAUACCUUAAUACACCCUUCCGGAAUGUGCAGAACAUCAUUGGCUAUAGAGUAUAGAAUCUCGUUUUCAGGUAUAUGAUGUAAAACCUAGCAUCUCAACCAUGAAAACAUGGCUCUGUAGCCAAGACGAUGUACUUUCUGGAAGCAUGUAUUGUACUCACCACCACAUAAUAACUUAUACCAAUAAAUAUUGAGAGGGAUUAAAAGUACAAUACCAGAUUUACUAUUUGUUGGCUACAUUAUUUUUUACAUAGAAAUUUAAUUAUAUUACUAAUGUUAUAGGUUUCAAUGGAUACUGCUGCAACUGGUAAUGCCUCACUAACCAAAAUGAGUACUGCUUCAGUAAAACAAAUUAGGCCAUGUGAGUUGUUGCCAUUGGAAGUAAAUAACUCGGCCACUAUUCCUGUUGCCUCUGGAACCUAUGGGGAUUGUUUUCUUAAAACGUUUAAGAGAUUUGGGAUUACUGUUGUUGAGAAGAAGCUGCCAACAUCUGAUUUAAAAGCAGUUAUGAAUGAGGCACAAUGUAUGAAUACACUAACUCAUGCAUCUAUUCCAUAUUUAUUAGGGGUCCAAAUUGAAGAAAAACCUUUCUCUUUAGUUAUGCAGUUUGUUGGUGAUGAGAAUUUGGAAUCAGUAACAAUUCAUAAGUUGUUGCACCAAACCAUACCAAAACAUUUGUUACUUUCUGCAAAUGAGUGGAUCUCAGUUUUACUUGACAUUGCAGAAGCUCUUUUUCAUGCUCACAUCAAGGGUUUUUUGCACUGUGAUGUCAAGUCAAACAAUGUUCUUGUUACAGGAAAGAAAGGUUUUCUGAUAGACUUUG